AUGACGUCGAGCUCACCAACUGCCGGCACGACGGCUGCGCCCGUCAAGAUCUCCACAGCGGAAGGCUUCGUCACCGGCGCUUUGGCGGCCAUGACAGCUGUCACAGUAACAAAUCCAAUGGAAGUGUGCAAGACUCGUAUGCAGCUUCAAGGCGAGCUCAUGUCCUCAGCGCCUCGUGUGCUCAGCGGUCAAGCCGGCUCCGCAGCACCACAGGCUGGCGCGCAAGCUGCCGUCGGUGCACGAUUGUACAAGUCCUCGCUCGACUGCUUCACAAAGACGCUCAAGUCCGAAGGCAUCAAGGGUGUGCAAAGAGGUAUCGGCGCGGCAUACGUGUAUCAGGUACUGCUCAACGGCAGUCGUCUCGGCUUUUACGAGCCAUUCCGCAAGGCCAUCAACCGUGCAGCAGGGAGGAGACCGGAAGAGCAGUGGGCAGCAGGUGCCUUUGCCGCAGGCGCCUCGAGUGGUUGUGUCGGUGCGAUUCUCGGCAACCCGCUGUUCCUCAUCAAGGCGCGAAUUCAAGCCUACAGCCCCCAUUUCGUCAUCGGCAGAGCAUCGCAUAACUACACGAGCACCAUCGACGGUCUCUCCAAGAUCAUCAAGAGCGAAGGCGUUCGAGGUCUCGUUCGCGGUAUGGACGCUGCUGUGCUGCGAACGGCCAUGGGAAGCACCGUCCAGCUGCCAGCGUACACAUGGUUCAAAGGCUACCUCACCAACAUGGACGUCGAAGCGAAUCCAUACAACCCGCUCAAGUUCAUCGCCAACAAGCCCAACUCGUUUUUCACCUACUUUGCCUCAUCCAUCUUCAGCGGUCUCUGCGUAUGCGCUGUGAUGCAGCCAGCGGAUACGGCGCUGACACGCAUGUACAACCAGCCAGUGCGGGUCGAUGAGCGCGGCCGAAGUGUCGGCACGCUAUACCGCAACCCUUUCCACUGCUUGUAUCUCACGGCCAAAGCCGAAGGUGUUCUAGGCUGGUACAAGGGCACCACGGCCCAUCUCUUCCGCAUCGCACCGCACACGGUAUUGACUUUGGUGGUCAACGAAGCGUACUUGCGGUGGUACACCAACUUCAAGGCAGGUCGCUCGCUGCUGGAUGCCCCUGCCGUCAAGAAGAUGUAG
Molecule: messenger RNA, 1116 nt
Organism: Kalmanozyma brasiliensis GHG001
Lineage: Eukaryota; Fungi; Basidiomycota; Ustilaginomycetes; Ustilaginales
Product: Mitochondrial substrate/solute carrier
Exons: 1
Coding region: 1-1116 (371 amino acids)
Source: RefSeq, a predicted model, not a curated record